This is a messenger RNA of Bipolaris zeicola 26-R-13, 2127 nucleotides long. RefSeq lists its product as uncharacterized. Gene Ontology annotation, molecular function: carotenoid dioxygenase activity. Gene Ontology annotation, biological process: carotene catabolic process. The coding region runs from base 1 to 2127 and encodes 708 amino acids. NCBI's taxonomy places the organism in Eukaryota, Fungi, Ascomycota, Dothideomycetes, Pleosporales, Pleosporaceae. The record is from RefSeq and is a predicted model, not a curated record. The transcript has 2 exons.
AUGUCCAAGUCUGGACCGCCCAACAAGCCCGUCAAACGACAUCCGUACCUGUCUGGCAACUUUGCGCCUGUCACCAAAUCAUGGCCACCCACGCCCGUCUCAUGGACGGGCCAUAUUCCGAAAGAGCUACUCGGGGGAAUGUACGUCCGCAAUGGCGGAAAUCCUGUGACCAAUGCCGACCUGGGGCGUGAAGCACAUUGGUUCGACGGCGAUGGUAUGCUCUCGGGUGUCUGGUUCAGUCGUUCGCCAGUGGAUCCAACCAAGCCCAUCGUCAACUUUGUCAACCAGUUCAUCCUCACGGACGUUUACCUCACCGCCGUUCAGAAUCCAGCACUACGUACGCCGAUACUGCCGAGCAUUGCGACCCUGGUCAACCCCGCAUCCAGCCUUUUGUGGAUUCUCUGGCGGAUAUUCCGCACUGUCCUUGUCGUGAUAUGGACCCAUAUCUCUGGAUCUGCCAGUACCAUUAAGCGAAUCAGUGUUGCAAACACUAGCAUACUGUACCAUGACGGACGUGCUCUGGCAACCUGCGAGAGCGGGCCACCAAUGCGCAUCACGUUACCAGGUCUGGAGACUGUGGGCUGGUUCAAUGGAAACACCGCCGAGGGCGAACCUGCUUUGGAAGAUGAUGGCUACCAAAAUCGCAACGAGAAGCACGAAGCGUUUGGCAGCACCGGCUUGCUCAGCUGGAUGAGAGAAUGGACUACUGGUCACCCAAAAGUGGACAAAGUGACAGACGAGCUGGUUCUCUUUCACUGCAACUUUGUGGCACCUUAUGUUCACUACUCAUUACUUCCAGCGGAGGGCUCGUCUACAAGCCAGGCUGAUUCCGAAGCAAAAGCCAUCGUCAAUGCCCCAGUCCCCGGGUGCUCCGGCGGACGGCUCAUGCAUGACUUUGGGGUUGCGAGAUACCACACUGUUAUCCUCGAUAUGCCGCUCUCUCUAACUCCCCUCAACCUUGCAAAGAAUAAGCCUAUAGUCGUGUAUGAGCCCGAGAAGCCGGCUCGAUUCGGCGUAUUUCCUCGUCGACAUCCCGAGUUAGUUCGAUGGUUCGAAACAGAGGGCUGUUGUAUUCUCCAUACAGCCAAUACAUGGGAUGAGUACGACAGCAACAACGAGGUAGCAGCUGUCAACUUGCUUUGUUGUCGCCUGACUUCGGCAUCUUUGGUCUUUAGUGCUGGCAAUAUUGAACCGCCGCCGCAUCCAAAACACAAGGAGAAAUCGAAAAGCAAGCCAAUGUCUUUCUUUGCGAAGUACAACGACGAUGAAGAUGACAAAGACCCUGAAAAGUCUUUUGUCGAAGAAUCAACUCCCUUGCUAGGACCAAAUGCAUCAAUGUUUGGCCCGGGUUCAUCAAUGGCUUCCAACAUUCCAAUUUCCUACGACGACGAAGAGCAAUGCCGCCUAUACUAUUACCGAUUCUCGCUGGAAUCUGGCUCUAAGAACACCAUUACUCACCAAUUUGCACUAUCAGCAAUCCCGUUUGAGUUCCCUACAGUAUCGCCAGCCACGGAAAUGGUACGCGCACGGUACGUGUAUGGGUGUAGCACUUCGGACGAGUCAUUUGGUGCUGCUUUGGGCAAGGCGACAAAGAUUGAUGUGUUGGUGAGAAUGGACGUCCAAGGUCUCCUGAGGCAUGCCCAGCACACCGCCUCGGAAUCGAUUACCGGAUGUGUAGACAAUCGGUCAAUCGACGAGAUUCUCGCAUCAGCCGAUCCCAAGGACCCGAUCAAGGCAUUUCGACUGCCCCCGCAGCACUUUGGCCAAGAAGCCAAGUUUGUACCCCGCAAGGCAUCGAAAAAGGCCGUUGCUAAUGACUCCGACUCGGAUGAAUUGGACGGGUACCUUCUCUUCUAUGUGUUUAAUGAAGAUCAGCUAGACGAAGAAGGCGAGUGCAGGCCAGAUGCCAUCAGCGAGCUGUGGGUCUUGGAUGCCAGGGACAUGCAGACAGUUGUUUGCAAGGUUCAGCUUGGCACGAGGAUACCGUAUGGUCUGCACGGCAACUGGUUUACCGAAGAAGACAUUGCAAAGCAGCGGCAGGUUGAAAAGCUCAGGUGCGAGACAGAAGUCGUUUGUGAUACCCGAUGGAGUCACUUGCAGAAGGCAGUUAUUAGUUACCUGGGCUAG